This is a messenger RNA of Mizuhopecten yessoensis (Yesso scallop), 2105 nucleotides long. Its product is annotated as kelch domain-containing protein 4-like. The record is from RefSeq and is a predicted model, not a curated record. Lineage: Eukaryota; Metazoa; Mollusca; Bivalvia; Pectinida; Pectinidae. The transcript has 12 exons. Bases 99 to 2039 code for a protein of 646 amino acids. Gene Ontology annotation, molecular function: protein binding.
AUCACAAGCGUCAGAUUGACAUUGAGUAGAAACCAUGUGGCUAACAAAAUUCGCGAAAUCGCUCCUUUCUUGCUGAUCAGUGGUUAUCAUUUGACAAGAUGGGCAAGAAAAAUAAGAAAGAUAAAAAAGGGAAAGGGAAAGAAAAAACUGCGUUGAAGACUGAAAAGAAUGCCGAUAAAAGGGCGAAAAAAGAACUGGCAGAAAAGGGAGAGGAUGAUAUAGAAAGGCUGAUUGCAGAGUUUCAAACCCAAGAUAAGAAGAGAGUUCAGGUGGUUGAGGAAAAAUGUAAUCCCCCGUCCCCAAGGUGCAAUAUGACUUUGACUGCUCAUCCUACCAAGGAAGAGCUGAUCAUGUUUGGUGGAGAGUACUGCACCGGUAAUAAGACUUACAUGUACAACGACCUGUUUUUCUACAACAUUAAGAAGAAGGAGUGGACCAAGGUCACAGCCCCUAAUGCUCCCACCCCCAGGAGCUCCCAUCAGGCUCUAGCCUUAAAACAGGGGGGCGGACAGCUGUGGAUAUUUGGAGGAGAGUUCGCAAGUCCGACACAGUCUCAGUUCUACCACUACAAAGAACUCUGGGUCUACCACAUCAAGGACAAGGCAUGGGAGAAAAUCAGUUCCCCGGGGGCUCCUACCAGUAGAAGUGGACACCGAAUGGUUCACUGCAAAAAGCACAUCAUCGUGUUUGGUGGUUUCCAUGACAAUGUCAGGGAUUAUAAAUACUACAAUGAUGUGUAUGCCUUUGACCUGGAAACCUACUCGUGGACCAAACUCGAACCCUCGGGAGCCCCGCCAGCCCCCAGGUCGGGCUGUGUGAUGGCUGCCAUCCCAGACCAAACUAAGGUCAUUAUCUACGGGGGUUACAGCAAGGAAAAGCUCAAACGUGAUGCCGACAAGGGCACGGUCCACACAGACAUGGUUGUGCUAACCACAGAAGGUAAAGUGAAAGAUGAGAAUGCCCCACUCAAAUGGAAGUGGGUCCAUAUGAAACAGUCCGGUACCAAACCCUCACCACGAUGUGGUAUGUCGUUGGCUGUUACUCCGGGCAACAGGGCUGUCUGCUUCGGAGGCGUAUAUGACCAGGUGGAGGAUGAAGAAGACAUGGACAGUUUAUUCUUUAACGAGAUGUACACACUAGAUCUGGAAAGGGGCAAGUGGUUCCCCCUCACUCUCAGAGGAAAUAAAUCCACAAAUACAGAGAAAAGGAAAAGGAGGAAGAAAAAGAAUGAAGGUCAGGGCGAUGGAAUUGAUGAAGAGGAUGAUGAUGAUGAUGAAGAAGAAGAAGAAGAAGAGGAAGAAGAGGAAGAUAUGGAAGAUGAGGAUGUUGAGGAAGCAGAAGAUGAUAUAAAAAAACUAAAACUUGAUCAUGAAACUGACGUUCAAAGUCAGGACACAAACAGUAGUACCUGUGACCUUGGUAAUGUCCAGGAGUCGAGUCAGGGGUCAAGUCAGGAGCUCGGACAGGGAGGGGAAGAGGACAUUUUCAAGGUCACAAUGGGUGCGAAAUCUGCUGGACAGGCGGAGGACAUUGGGGAGGGGGAUAUGGAUGUUGAGGUGUUUAUUCCUCCAUCGAGGAUGGGGGCCUUGAUGACGGUGAGAGGCGGGGAGUUGUUUCUGUAUGGAGGACUGUGUGAGGUGGGAGACAGACAGAUCACAUUCUCUGAUUUCUACUCCCUAGAUCUACACAAACUGGAUGAGUGGACAGUACUUAUACAGAACAAACAGACACUGGAUUGGGACGAGUCAGACUCUGAUGAUGAGACCAAAGGGGCCAGUGGAGGUAAAGAGGAAGAUGAUGAUGACGAUGAUGAAGAUGAUGAUGAAGAUGAUUCAGACGAGGACAUUGCAGCGAUCUUGGAAGGAUGCGAUGUACCUCCCAAGUCAGAGGAAGAGGAUGUGAUGUCAUAUUUUGAGAGGAAUAAGGAAUUCUGGGAAAUACAGUCACAGAAAUAUUUCAAAAAAGAAGACUUGAAAGUUACUAAAAGAACAAUUACGAAGUUUGCUAAGGAACUGUGCCAGGAAUAUUGUGAUCAGUGACAUAUUUAUUCUUUUACGAUGAAAUUAAAUACAGUAAGAACACAAGAAGUAUUGGUGUGUUAUCUU